UCCGCCAUGCCAGUGGUUGAGAAUAGGAAAAUAAUGAUGUGGCAAACACGGAUUUAGUAAACAAAACAAUAACAACAUCGUUUGUAUCUUGACCAAAGUUAUAUUAUUAAGAUGUGAUAAGUGCAGUGUUUUAAAAUCAGUGACACUUGUGUUAGUUAAAAGUGUUAGAUUUUGUGAAGCCGCUUUUUGUUUUCAACCUACGUAACAACUCGCCUUAUUACGUUCUGUGUUUUUCUUCCGCCAGUUUAGACUUUCUCCUUUUGUUUUAACGCCAUGAUGGAGUCGGCGCUAAAAGACCUAGAGGAGUUGACGUUGUGUGGUUACUGCAAACAAAAGUUCAACGAGCACGAGAUGGUUCCCAAGUUGCUCAGCUGCAAGCACUACUACUGUCUCAACUGUGUGCAGACGUCCAUGAUCAAGGGCCGGGAGGUGUUUUGCGUAACGUGUUGGAAACGCACGGAGCUGCUGGACCAGGGGCCUGAGACGUUACCAACCUACAACCCAAUCCUCGUGUUGUGUAACAACUUCAAUGCGAUAAAACUUGGCGCGACGGCAGGCUCUGGUGCGACAAAACCACCCGACAAAGGGAAGCUGCUACAAAGUGAAAACUGCCACACACAUGGAAUGCCACUGGCGCUGUGGUGUCACACAUGUUGUAACGCAAUGUGUCGUGCGUGUGCCAGCCAGACCGACCACCCCGGCCAUCAGAUCAAGAGCCAGGUUGAGGCUAAGGAACAGCUGGUAUCUGAGGUUCAAUGCGAGCUGAUGGCGGUCAGUAAGAUGUUGACAGAUAUCCAAAGGCUUGCGCUACAACAGCGGCAGUUCCUGCUCAAGGUGCUCGAGGCCUGCAUCACACUAAAGACACACGUAGAGACAGACCUGCAGAGUGGCUGGUCUCAUGUUCCGGAGGUUGCUGAGGCGAGGGAGACGUUGAGUAAAGCUCGAGUUGGACUUUCUCAUCUGGAGAACCCUGGAGAAGCACAGAACCUUCUAACCUCACUCUCGCUCGAAAAACAAAGACUACAAGCCAAAUUCCAAGAGAUGGUCCUUCAAUGUCAACUGGAUGACCUCAUCGGUAACUCUGGCGUUGUCUUCGACUUUCCGCUGUUGAAGCAAGCACUCGCCAACAUCCACGCAAACAUUCACACGUUAGACUCGCCUAUCAACCAACCAAGCCGAAACCACGUAGCAGCUUCACACAACCCUAUUCUAUUUCUCGCCAACUACUGCAUGUCCCAGCUGUACUCUCGACACGUACUGAGCAAACAGCAGCAACAACAGCAUUUGCAGAACGGAUCAGUUGAAUACGUUGUGAAGCCGCAGCAGACAUUUGUACAUUCAGAGCCAAUUGGUACGAUCGUCGCAGUUUCUCCCCAGCAAGCUCCAGUCGUCGCGUUAAACGUACGGCCACCGAGUCCGUACCCGCUGUAUUUUUUUAACAUUGAAGUUAAUGGAACACCACACGGGCGCAUGGUCAUUGAGACACGACCUGAUGUCGCUCCCAAAAUGGCUAAGAACUUUGCCGUAUUAACGACGGGUGAGAUGGGCUACAGCUACAAGGGCUGCGCAAUAUUCCAGUGUUGGGAAGGGGAGAGUGUCAUCACAGGCGACUUUGAGCUGAACAACGGCCGAGGUGGCAGGUCCAUCUACGAGGAAGGAUAUUUUAUGCCUGAUGACACAAAGUUUCCUGCCGUAAGAGGAGCGGUGGGAAUGAGGAGGACACAAAAGCGUCACGACAACUUGGGCAUGGUCGGUUCACAGUUCCGCUGUAUCCUCCAAGAGAUGCGAGGCUUCACUGCCAUCUUUGGACACAUUGUCGAGGGACUGGAGUUGGUGGAGAAGAUCUCUACAUACGGCGACCAGACAGGCAAACCAACCAAGAAUGUUGUCAUUACCAACUGCGGAAAACUUUGAAUAGGGGGAUCUAUUUUUGUUUGUAUCGGGGUUUUUAUUUUACAUUAGUUAUAUUUCACCCAUAGAAAUAGGUUAUGCAUACUGGAGACAACAGUAAAUAAAAAAUGUGCUUAUAGUAGGGUCUCGUCAUUGUAAAAUGGUUAAGUAUUCAAAGUGAAAAAUUGAUUAACAUAGACAAACUUUAACACUUAACAUUAUGGAUAUUGAUCUAUGAUCCUAAAUAUGUAUUUGAGCCAAGUAAAUCAUGCUAGUAAAAUAUCUCCCUUAGUAUUGAUAAUCUAUUUCUAUGAACUCGUCAUUUAUAUAGUUAUCUAUUUUGGUUUGCGAACGUAUUCCUUUUGUUUUAGUAAUAUGCAUCGUUAAUAUUAUAUCGCAUGCUUAUCAUAUAGUGAGGGGCUUACCGUCAGCUCUGAGGGGUUCUAGGGGUUCGAAUUGACGUCAACGUGAGCUUUGCGCUUUUUUAGAUUUAGACUCGAAGUAGUAAUUUUCCGAAGUCGAUGUUUGUUGUAUACAAGUGACGGUCAGAUAUCAGAGAUGUUUUUGACUGUCACUUCACCCUGUUACUCUUACUAUGGCCUAACCAGAAAAUAUAUUUUCAAUCGAGUAGCGUUUAGAUUUAUUUUUCCGUAUCCGGUGGAGUUUGUAUCGUAUCGUAGCUUAGGACUUUCUUUCUGAGGCAACGCCAAGUUCGUAAUAGAGGGAAUAUUUUUCGACAUCGCAUAACUCGUUUUCGAGAUAUUUUUUUAUCACGACCCACGGUUACGAUUUCGAGAAUGUUUUCUAUAGUCGGAAAGCGAAUAGAACGACUCGUACACAUCGAAGCGUAAAUGUUUACGUAGUCUCCCCAUUCUCUAGUGGCUAGAUUGUUAGUUAGUCUUAAGUCGUCGUCCCACCCUGUUGACUCGCAUUGUAAGAGGUUUAUUUUUUAUUCGGACUCGUCGGACAGUGUUCGGGCAAUGUUUUCGCAUGUUAGAGUUAGGUCUUAGCAUAUUAUCGUCCUUUCGUAAACAUAGCGGCUGUGCGAAUUUGGUGGUUUACGAUUUCCGCCGUAGCCCCGACAUAUCGGUUUCUAUCCCUGAACGUUUGUUAAGAGCUUCUACGCCCGUCGUCCGUUAGCUUAUAUCUCAUAAGCGUCGCAAUGUUCUCGGUCGAUCAUAACUACAGACAAAUAUAUAUUUUCAUGUAUUUUUUACUCGUAGUGUUUGCUAGGAUGAAGGGGUUUGUCGAAUGUUUGUAAAAGCGUUAAUUAACAGAGGGUUACAUUAGAACAAUGAUUUUAGUCUUUCCCGACCCAUCUGAUGGGCAGUUUGGACCAAUGUAAUAUUUUUUGUUGCACAAUUUUUUACAAGAUUUAAUUACGUCCUAAUUUAAUCCAGAUUAGCCAUAUUGUUGUAUGCAUACUUUUAUUACAAAACAAUCUAAUCCCAAUUAUACUUUUGUAAUUUUAAUUUACAAUGAAAUUUACAAUAUUAUAUUGAACAAUCAAUUUAACGAUCAGAAUUGUUUAUAAUUUGAUGAUAUGAAAUGUUAACAUUUUUGUUGAAAAGAUCUAAAAUACAAAUUUUUUUAUAAGUUAUUUACGCACAAUCACUUUUAAUUUGCUUCAUUAAAUCUAGAUGUACAGAAGAAAUACAAACUUUUAUGGAACUAGGUUUUACUUUUUAAAUUAAAUAACAGAUCUGAUGAAUUACCAAAUCCAUCUUUGUGCCUUAUAAUGCCGAACGUUUCCAAUUGAUUCUGUUUUUUUACUGAUAAGUUGUUGUUUACCAAUGGAAUAAUAUUUUGAAGCGAAAACUUUUGAGCGGCUUUUAGUCUCCCGCUCUGUCGUUUGUCGGGAUUGUUUGGCUGGCAGGUUCAGCGAUAGUUCUAAUGUUAAGGUUUGCUUUGAUGCAAUCAAAACGCUUGUAAAGGCGCUGUUAUCUGGUGGUAGGUUUGACUCAGUGAAAGGAUUGUUUUUAACUGCAAAACUAAUAAAUAACAGAACAUCUUUUUACUAUCUGUUGAGGAUAAUUUUUACUAUCUGUUGCAGAAUUUGAACAUUUAUGAACCUGGUUUUAGGGUUUUUAAAUUGAUAUGCUCCUUUCUACUAAGUUUACAUUUGAAACCAUGUUAAAUUUAACAACAUUUAACAGUUAAAAUUAAAUUUUACAAAUUAGUCUGUCUGCAACAGUUUUGCUUUGAUUUAUUUAUCUAUACCAUAGAUUUAACUUUUGUUUUGUUUAACUAGACAAAAAUCUUUUAACAUCCCCAGUUAGCAGCGUCUGUUGACAUUCCACAGAUUUGUACGUCUUUGACUCUCCCUUGUGGGUAAAUGUAUUUUGUGUCAACUUCAGAAACAAUAAAUGUCU
Molecule: messenger RNA, 4262 nt
Organism: Macrosteles quadrilineatus (aster leafhopper)
Lineage: Eukaryota; Metazoa; Arthropoda; Insecta; Hemiptera; Cicadellidae
Exons: 7
Coding region: 274-1914 (546 amino acids)
Biological process (GO): protein peptidyl-prolyl isomerization
Molecular function (GO): zinc ion binding; peptidyl-prolyl cis-trans isomerase activity
Source: RefSeq, a predicted model, not a curated record